AUGCGGAGGAUGGCUGGUGGCCGUGCGGCUCCGUCUCCGCGGCCACCGGAGGUCCCGGAACUGGAAGGUUCCCUCGGAAUCGUGGGUCGCACGGGCCAACUAAAGCGGACGGCCGUCCUGACUGCGAGAACUCCCAGAACGCCACAGGUGCAUUCAGGGGAGCUGCGGAGACGACACUCGCACACACAUGGUGCGGUGGCUGAAGGGACUGGCAAGGCCUUUGUAGCAGUCGCCCAGAACGCCUUGGGCCCACCGCACCCCUCGCCAUCGCACGUGCGCACAGAGCCAGGAGGUCGCCUCUCCUUGGAGCAGGCUGGAAUGGCUGGAGCUGGAGGCGGAGGUGUUGGAGGAGGGCUCGACAUCGAGCUGGAAGGAAGUCAGUCGAUGCCGCGGGACUCCAGGACUCUGAAUCAGUUCAGUGCCGUGGCUUCAGCAUCCCAAAAUUGUCCCGUGGACCCAGCGGGAUCGGCUGGUGCCGCACCGCGUGGCCCUGCUGCAGGCAGACCUCGUCGGGCCAGCGAGUACGUGCAGGAAAGCUCCUCCGCCUCCGACGACCUCCCACGGCAAGGCCUUGAACGGAGAAGCUCGCUACCAGGAACCGUGCCGUCACCGGCCAGCGAGGUGAUCCGAAAGUCCUUGAACUCCACCCUACGGAAGUUCGAAGAGAGCGAUCCAAGCUGCACUUCCGUCACCACGGCUCCAAGAAGGAACGGCGCAAGGCAUGCAGAGGCUACCAUGGCACCAGGCGAUCGGCAGGAGGGGGCCUGCGAAGACUCUGAGGAGUUGGCGAGGCAUCCUAUGACGAUGGCAGACUGCAACGAACUUGAGGGCCAGAUUGCGGAGAAUGCCGACAGCUCCGCUGCCAGGCGACGCAAGGUUUCACGGAGCUCAAAAACUGGACCGGAAAGGCAAGACGUCGAUGCACAGACCGAUGCCGCCGCACAAGCUCGGGCACAGAGGUUGAGCCCUGCUCACGAGCAAGAGCUCGGUGAGGAAGGGGAUCUUCUGGAUCUACUGCCCAUGCCUGGAGUGACCGGAGGUGAAGGCAAUGAGGGCGAGCCCUGGAGCGAGGCAUUGAGCUCAAAGAAGCCAGGAGGAGGGCAAGCUGAAGACUCCAUUGACACCUUUGAUGGUGGGCCUCACGAUGCGGUGGUGCCGCGAGAAGCGGUCUCAGAUGCGCAAGUCGGGGAGAGGUUUGCGGGAUCUGAGUGGCACCAGCCCCCUGCACGGGCCACGCCCAUGGCCACGCCGACCAGGAGCUCGGAGAGGGAGACUUCGGCGGUCACGGGCGGCGCCGCGAGAGGCGGCGGCAACACCGUGGCCACGCCGACCGAGAGCCCACAGAGAUCGGCGGUCACGGGCGGCGCCGCGGCCGUGUCCGGCCUGUGCCAGGGAGAGGGAGCAGAGCCCUGCGCGGCGGAGCGGGCAGAGCGGCCCUCUGCAGACUCCGCAGAGGGCUCUGCGGAUUCGGCCGAACAAGAACAUGCCACUGCCGAAGAGACCUCGACUCGCGCACUGCGGGCUCCAGCUAGGCGAAGAAGCUCGAAGACUUCCUCCAGGAGGCCCAAGACAGAGAAGAUCGAGGAACGAGGCAACGAGGGCACGUCCAGUGGUGCAGCGAACACGGGUGCUGCCAGUUCAGGCAGGCGGCGCAGCUCGAGACGACACAGCAAAGGAAGAGCCUUUGCGACAGUGCCCGGCCGCCAAGAGGCAGAGGGAAUUGAAGCUGACGAGUCAAGGCGCCUUCGAAAAGACGGUCGGAAGGAGUCGGACUCAGAGCCGGAGUCCGCUGUAACAGACAACGACCUUUCCGAAUUCCUCCAGGAGCUGUUUUCGCAGUACAGCACCUCCCGCGAUAAGAAGGGCCGGCCCUUGAUGUCGAAUGCCGGGCUCAGACGAUUUCUGCAGGACUUCACUUUCGGUCCGGGCAGCCGUCCCUCGCAGGCCGCGCAGGCGCACCUGGCUGCACAGGCUGAUGUCCGUUACGACGAAGAGAUCGAGCGCCAGAGCAACAUGCCCACCGUGUUCGAUCUCACUAAGGGAGAUGCCAACCGUGGCCUCUGCUUCAAGUCCUUCGACAUCGUGGUGAACCAGGUCAACAUGCCAUGCUCCUCCAAGGAGAUGACGAAGAGGUGGUUUAUCACCUACUCCUACGGCAUGGCCAACCCGACGCCUGCAGAAGUGGCCGAGGCCAUGUACGCAGGCCUCCACUGA
Molecule: messenger RNA, 2214 nt
Organism: Symbiodinium sp. CCMP2456
Lineage: Eukaryota; Dinophyceae; Suessiales; Symbiodiniaceae
Source: the annotation of a GenBank genome assembly